Messenger RNA from Sphenostylis stenocarpa, 2952 nucleotides. NCBI's taxonomy places the organism in Eukaryota, Viridiplantae, Streptophyta, Magnoliopsida, Fabales, Fabaceae. The record is from the annotation of a GenBank genome assembly.
AUGACUCGCCACAGGAAAAAUAUAUUCCAAAAGGCAAAGAAUGAACAAAGAUCAGAAGCAGGACAAGUUGCAUCAUCAGGACAACUGAAAGAAGGACCCGAAAUAGCAGUGAAAAGACUUUCAAAAACUUCUGGACAAGGGUUAGAAGAAUGUAUGAAUGAGGUAUCAGUGAUUUCAAAGCUUCAACAUCGCAAUCUUGUCAAACUUCUUGGCUGCUGUAUUAAACAGGAGGAAAAUAUGUUGGUAUACGAAUACAUGCCUAACAAGAGUUUGGAUGUAUUAUUAUUUGAUCCAGUAAAAAAGAAAGAUCUAGAUUGGCCAAAACGCUUCAAUAUAAUUGAAGGAAUCUCUCGAGGUUUGCUUUAUCUCCACAGAGAUUCUAGACCAAAAAUUGUGCAUAGAGACUUGAAGGUUAGUAACAUCUUGUUGGAUGGAGAGCUAAACCCAAAAAUAUCAGACUUUGGUAUGGCCAGAAUAUUUGGAGGCAAUGAUAUACAGGCCAAUACCAGAAGGGUUGUUGGAACAUUUGGUUAUAUGCCUCCAGAAUAUGCAUUCAGAGGGUUGGUUUCUGAGAAAUUAGAUGUCUUCAGCUUCGGAGUCUUGUUGCUAGAAAUUAUUAGUGGGAGAAAAAUUAGCAGCUAUUACGGUAGUGACCGAUCAUUGAGUCUCUUGGGAUUUAUAGGAGAUGGAGGAAAGGAUCCAUACUUAUUUAGCACAAAUAAUUUUGUGGGGAGGCAAACAUGGGAGUUUGAUUCAGAGGCAGGCAGUGGCAAGGAGAGAGAGGAAGUUGAGGCAGCUCGGGACAACUUCUAUGAAAAUCGGUUCCAGGUGAAGGCUUGUGGUGAUCGACUUUGGCGUUUUCAGAUUUUGAGGGAAAAUAAUUUCAAACAAAGAAUAGCAAAGGUGGAGAUAGAAGAGGGUGAAAGAAUAACGUGCGAGAAAACAACGAUCACACUGAAGAGGGCUGCUUCUUACCUUUCCGCACUACAAACCAGUGAUGGCCAUUGGCCUGCUCAUCUUGCAGGUUCCCUCUUCUUUACUCCUGCAUUGGUCAUUUGUUUAUACAUAACAGGACAUCUCGAUUCUGUAUUUUCAGAAGAAUAUCGUAAAGAAAUUCUUCGUUACACAUAUUGUCACCAGAACGAAGACGGAGGUUGGGGACUGCACAUAGAAAGCCACAGCACCAUGUUUUGUACUACACUGAAUUAUAUAUGUAUGCGAAUUCUUGGAGAAGAACCCAAUGGAGGUCAAAACAAUGCUUGUGCUAAAGCAAGAAAGUGGAUUCAUGAUCAUGGUGGCGUCACGCAGAUACCUUCAUGGGGAAAAUUUUGGCUUUCAGUACUUGGUGUGGUUGAUUGGUGUGGAAGCAACCCAAUGCCUCCGGAAUUUUGGAUCCUUCCUUCAUUUCUUCCUAUGCAUCCGGGUAAAAUGUGGUGUUACUGUCGGUUGGUAUACAUGCCUAUGUCUUAUCUAUACGGGAAGAGAUUUAUGGGUCCAAUCACACCCUUGAUAGAAAAUUUGAGAGAAGAACUCUUUAUUCAACCUUAUGAUAAAAAUAUUUGGAAGAAAGCGCGACAUUCAUGUGCAAAUGAAGAUCUUUACUAUCCUCAUCAUUGGAUACAAGAUCUAAUAUGGGAUAGUUUAUAUGUAUUCACCGAACCACUUCUAAAUCGAUGGCCUUUGAACAAGUUAGUGAGAGAAAAAGCACUUCAAGUAACAAUGAAGCAUGUCCAUUAUGAAGAUGAAAAUAGUCGAUAUAUUGCUAUUGGGUGUGUGGAAAAGGUUUUGUGCAUGCUUGCUUGUUGGGUAGAAGAUCCAAAUGGAGAUGCUUUCAAGAAGCAUCUUGCAAGGCUCCCAGAUUGUUUAUGGGUUUCAGAAGAUGGAAUGACCAUGCAGGGUAUUGGAACCCAGUCAUGGGAUGCUGGUUUCAUUGUUCAAGCUCUACUUGCUACUAACCUAAUAGAUGACUUUGGUCAAACAUUUGCAAAAGCACACGAUUUCAUCAAGAAAUCUCAGGUAACGGAAAAUCCUUCAGGAGAUUUUAAGAGUAUGUAUCGUCACAUUUGUAAAGGGUCGUGGACCCUUGCAGAUAAAGACCAUGCAUGGCAAGUUUCUGACACCACUGCAGAAUGUUUGAAGUCUUGUCUACUUCUGUCAAUGUUGCCAGAAGAGAUUGUGGGAGAAAAAAUGGAACCUGAAAAGUUGUAUGAUUCAGUCAAUUUCAUAUUGUCACUUCAGAGUGCAAAUGGAGGUGUGGCUGCAUGGGAGCCAGCAAGAGCUCAGGAAUGGUUAGAACUACUCAACCCUACGGAAUUCUUUGCUGACAUAGUGGUGGAGCAUGAAUAUGUUGAAUGCACUGCAGCAGCAAUUCAAGCUUUAGUGUUGUUCAAAAAGCUUUAUCCAGAGCAUAGGAAGGAAGAGAUAGAGAGUUUCAUUGCUAAAGCAGUACCAUUCAUUGAAAAUUCACAAUUAGAGGAUGGUUCUUGGUAUGGAAACUGGGCGGUGUGCUUCACUUACUGCUCCUGGUUUGCAAUUGGAGGUUUAGUUGCUGCUGGCAAGAGUUACAAAACUUGUGUUGCCAUUCGUAAAGGUGUGGAAUUUCUUCUUAAAAAACAAAAUGAGGAUGGUGGAUGGGGAGAGAGUUACCUUUCUUGCCCGAGGAAGGUGUAUGUACCUCUUGAAGGAGGUCGAUCAAAUGUUGUACAAACAUCUUGGGCUCUAAUGGCUCUAAUUCUUGCUCAACAGGCUGAAAGAGACCCAACACCCCUUCAUCGUGCAGCAAAGUUACUCAUCAAUUCUCAGUUAGAAGAUGGUGAUUGGCCCCAACAAGAAACCCUUGGAGUAUACUUGAGGAAUUGCUUGGUUCAUUACCCAUUUUACAGAAAUGUUUUCCCAAUGUGGGCUUUGGCUGAAUAUCGUAGAAAUGUUCUAUUGCCUUCCACUACUAUUUAA